Messenger RNA from Chelonoidis abingdonii (Abingdon island giant tortoise), 2501 nucleotides. NCBI's taxonomy places the organism in Eukaryota, Metazoa, Chordata, Testudines, Testudinidae. The record is from RefSeq and is a predicted model, not a curated record.
AAAGGUGAUGCUGCGAGACCUGAAGAGAUGCAGAAUGGCUCAUGUAUUCUACAACACCUUCUUUAACUUGGAAAAGUACCUGGACAAUGAACAGCGGGAUCCCUUUGCAAUACAGAAGGAUGUUGAAAAUGAUGGACCGGAGCCCUCAGACUGGGACAGAUACGCUGCAGAGGAGUAUGAGCUUCUUGUUGCUGAAGAAUCUGGAAAUGAGCAGUUACAAGAAGGAUCAUUUGAAGAAGACUAUGAAACAGACGAACUUUUAACUCCCUCUGAAACUGCAGACAAGUUGGACAAACUAGUUAUCUCAGACCUUUCAUCCUAGAAAAAUGGAAGACAUGGAACUAAUAUCUGUCAAUAUUUAAGUGGCAAGUGGUUGGUAGACACUUAGGGUUUUUUUAAAAAAUCCUUCCUUGAAGCAAAGUGCUUUAUUUUAUACACUGUAAUUCAAGAUCCUUUUUUCUUCAUAUGUGUAACUGCAAGAAGGUAAUUUCUACAAAAAGCCUUUUUGCAAAUUGUUAUUGUGCAUGCUCAUUAAAUAUGGUGACUGCACUAUGUUUCCUUCUUGUCUUGCCAUACAAAUUCUAUAAAGUCUCCAUGUGCAAUAAUGGUCUAACAUCUAAUGCUUAAACAUAAUAAAAUUGCAUGCAACUUGCACAGUAGUCAUUACCAAAUUAAUUCAAGGCAGUAAUUUCUGUAUUAUUUAUUCUGUACCCUUUAACUUUACCAGGCUGACAAAUUAACUCCGUUUAAAUGAACAUCUAAAGAGUUCCAUCAAGCCUUGUCUACUAAGUUCUCUCUUUUUUUAAAGUGUCAAAAUCUCCUGCUCAUUCUGGAAGCAGAAAAUAUCCCCAAACUCAACACACAAAUUAAGGUGCCCUCUUGUGCUUUACACUGUAAGCUCUUCGAACGCUUAUUUGUUAAGCAUACUUUACUCACUGUACAGGGCAAUGUACAGCUACAGUACCAUGGACAAAAAACCCCACAUUAAGACAGAAUUCAGGUUUAGCACCUUUGCACUCUCACAUGAAUAGAAGGAACUCCCUGCAACAACUGACAAUGCCGCUGAACUGUCCUCCUUGAAACUCUUCUCUGCUGUGAUGCCUACAAAAAAAAUCAACAAUUAGGGCAGCCGAUGUGCUAUGAGUGCUGCUUCUCAUGCUGACCUAAAUCAUCUCCAUUUCCUAAUGCUCCUCCCAUCUGUUGUAUCCACGUGUUAGCUAUAAUCUUAGACUUAUAUUGUAAACUACAGACAUAUGGCAAAAUCUGUCACUGCCCUUAAAGUGUCUAGCUUAGUGAGGCCCAGGCUUUAGGUACUACUGCAAUACCAAUGAUUAAUAAAUAAAUAAUAAAUAAGAAGAUUGAGUGUACAUGAGUAAUUUAGGUUAAAACGUUGCAGGGCUUUCUAAUGAUCCCCAGAGCAUGCAUUACAUCCUGAAGAAAUUCAGAGUUAAGUUAACUUCAAAAUAGCCAAACAUGUUAAGGUACGGAAAUGUACAGUAAAGGUACCUAAACAAUCUUAACUCUGCCCUCUAGUGAUACUGUGCAACAAUCAUUUAUUUAUUAGUAACAUAUGUUCUCACAGGACUGAGACCACAUCUUCCCUUACCAAAGAUUACCAUCACCUUCAUUCAUUGGCUCCUCUCUAUGUCCUGAUAACAUAGGGCCAACAUAUUUCCUGUGGACAAUUUGUCUUCAUUCCUACUGGGACAAAGAGAAGACUGUAGCUAUCUCUGCUAAGGGCAGCCUGUAGCCUCAGUCCUAUUGGGAGCAGUGGGAGAUGGUGGCCAUGAGAAGAGGGAAACUUCGUAAGAGCCUGCUUAACUUGUAAUGAAAAAAAUGCCCAGGCUCAAGCAAUUUUUUUUUAUUUUGGAAACUAACAUGGGAAGUUCAGAGGUGCCAGAGCUAUGAACUGCUGGGCUUAGCCCUGGCACAAAUUAAGCACUGCUUGAGAGGCUUUCUGGGUAAGAAGAUUUGAUACACCAAUCUCUGCUGAAGAAAAAUUUCAGUUAUGUUAGAAUUAUGAUUACAAAAAAUUACCCUUAAUACUGAAUAGUUCUUUUCAAAAACUGCCUCUUUUACCAGUUCUAGUCACCAGGGCAAAAGGAGGGAGAGGGAAAUGAAGCUGUGUGUGCACAGAAGAAUGUUGGGGGGCAAGGAAGAAAGAAAAAAACUGUGCAAAAAGAAUAGGGCAGGAUGGAAUACUAGGUGUGAAUAGGGGGAGCAUGUGAAGCACAGAUGGGAGGGGAAUACUGGGGUGUACACUCUGGCUGCAUUGUGCUGCUGAGAUGAUACAAAGCUGCUGUCAACUAAUGCCAGAACCUCUGGGUGCUUUGAACUGGUCCACAGCAGAAUGAAGCAGCCUCGCUGUUCCAAUGAAGCCCUGUAUCUUUUAGAUAUUUUAGAAAAGAUUGAAGGUUGAUACUGCAUAUCUUCAAAUCAUUAGAAACUAUUUUAUGAUAAUUAAGGCUACAUUUUAGUCACAGAUAUUUUUAGUAAAAGUC